AGAAACUGCUGACUGAAUAGUGAAUAGAAUAUCCUCCCACACAACAAAAACACCAGCCAUAGACAAGCGGUAUUUGACAUACGAUUUUAGAAAAAAAUAACCUUUCUUUCGUAUCUGUCAGUGAACAUUGCUGUUGUGUUUCAGCCAUGGGUCGUGUCAGGACUAAGACCGUCAAGAAGGCGGCUAAGAUUAUCAUUGAGAAAUACUACACAAGAUUGACUCUUGACUUCGACACAAACAAGAGAAUAUGUGAGGAAAUCGCUAUCAUUCCCACCAAGCCUCUCCGCAACAAAAUCGCUGGGUUCGCUACCCACUUGAUGAGGCGUCUCAGGCAUUCCCAGGUCAGAGGAAUCUCCAUCAAACUGCAGGAAGAGGAGCGUGAGAGGCGUGACAACUACGUGCCCGAGGUCUCUGCCCUUGAGCAUGACAUCAUUGAAGUUGACCCUGAUACUAAGGACAUGUUGAAGAUGCUCGACUUCAAUAACAUCAAUGGUCUGCAGUUAACGCAGCCUGCCACACAGGGCGGCUACGGUGGCAGACGUAAUUAAGGAUAAUAAAUAAUUAAUAUCUA
Molecule: messenger RNA, 571 nt
Organism: Helicoverpa zea (corn earworm)
Lineage: Eukaryota; Metazoa; Arthropoda; Insecta; Lepidoptera; Noctuidae
Gene: RpS17
Product: 40S ribosomal protein S17
Exons: 3
Coding region: 147-548 (133 amino acids)
Biological process (GO): translation
Cellular component (GO): ribosome
Molecular function (GO): structural constituent of ribosome
Source: RefSeq, a predicted model, not a curated record